CGAGCCGAGGGCGGGGCCGGGGGCGGCUGCGGCGAGCGAUGGCGGCGGCGGCUGUGAGAGGCGCCAAGCAGAGCCUGCGGGCCGAGCUGAAACAGCGUCUGCGGGCGCUGAGCGCCGAGGAGCGGCUACGCCAGUCGCGCCUACUGACGCAGCAGGUGAUUGCCCACAGUCAGUAUCAAAAGUCCACAAGAAUUUCCAUCUUUCUGAGCAUGCAAGAUGAAAUCGAGACAGAAGAGAUUAUCAGGGACAUUUUCCAACAAGGCAGGACCUGCUUUAUCCCUCGGUACCAGUUCCAGAGCAAUCACAUGGACAUGCUGAGAUUAGCAUCACCCGAGGAAAUCUCUUCCCUUCCCAAAACCUCCUGGAAUAUUCCUCAGCCUGGUGAGGGUGACGUUCGGGAGGAGGCCUUGUCCACAGGGGGACUUGAUCUCAUCUUCGUGCCGGGUCUCG
Messenger RNA from Propithecus coquereli (Coquerel's sifaka), 450 nucleotides. RefSeq names its product 5,10-methenyltetrahydrofolate synthetase (5-formyltetrahydrofolate cyclo-ligase) (gene MTHFS). The transcript has 3 exons. Gene Ontology annotation, cellular component: mitochondrion. Gene Ontology annotation, molecular function: 5-formyltetrahydrofolate cyclo-ligase activity. Gene Ontology annotation, biological process: tetrahydrofolate interconversion; folic acid-containing compound biosynthetic process. The record is from RefSeq and is a predicted model, not a curated record. NCBI's taxonomy places the organism in Eukaryota, Metazoa, Chordata, Mammalia, Primates, Indriidae. The annotation marks the transcript as partial.